This is a messenger RNA of Plenodomus lingam JN3, 750 nucleotides long. RefSeq lists its product as uncharacterized. NCBI's taxonomy places the organism in Eukaryota, Fungi, Ascomycota, Dothideomycetes, Pleosporales, Leptosphaeriaceae. The record is from RefSeq and is a predicted model, not a curated record.
AUGUCUUGUAGUGUUAUGACUCGCAAGGACACUACGGAAAUUCUGUUCGAAGCAACCCUCUAUGUUGAUGGCAUGCCUCAAUAUGACCUCGUACGACAUGGAACUCGAGUCAAUAUCCAAGAUCAAACGGCUGUAGAUUCCGAUGAAGAUGCCUCCUCCCAGGACUCUGCAAACUCAUCUCAUCGUAUCGAAUUCGACCCUAUGCACGCAACUUUGCCUAGUAGCACGGAUCGCACGAUCCUACCCUUCGUUAGCGACCUACACAUCAGUGAUCGAGUUGUAGACAAGGAGGGGGUGGAAUGGCGAGCACUGUCCCAAAACAACCAGCGCAUCCACAAUCUCGAAACCAGACUCACAGUCGUCAUGACUCUGACUGACAACAUCGACGCCUCGCAAAGAAGAACUUCUGGAAAUGCAGAUACCACUGGCAAUGACACACAACCUAUCCUGCUGCCUGCAACAGAUGGCGGUGCCCACGGUUACCGCCUUCCGAGAUUCCGCGCUCAGACACGAAUGCGACCUCGUGCACCCGCUCUUUUGAGCGAGAUAACGCCGCAGCGAGAUAGUACUCCUGCAGCCCUUCCAUGCAAUACCGCAGUCCACCCGGUCGCCACUGUGAAUAGGAUUCAUACCAAUGGAUCACACAUCGAUAGCGAAAGUGUUCAUAGUUCCAUGUCUGAUACCACGAUACAUGGCACGAAGCCAAAUGAUCCCUCAGCUUACGCCUCGACACCGCAUAAUUCUGAGUAG